Phytophthora nicotianae INRA-310 is the source of this 1020-nucleotide messenger RNA. RefSeq lists its product as hypothetical. The coding region runs from base 1 to 1020 and encodes 339 amino acids. NCBI's taxonomy places the organism in Eukaryota, Oomycota, Peronosporomycetes, Peronosporales, Peronosporaceae. The record is from RefSeq and is a predicted model, not a curated record. Gene Ontology annotation, biological process: proteolysis. Gene Ontology annotation, molecular function: cysteine-type peptidase activity; deNEDDylase activity. The transcript has 4 exons.
AUGAUGACAACUCGGAAGGAGGAGCAGCAUGAUACUGAGGCUAGCGAUGCGAAUGCGGCUACCAAUGGUGAUUCCAACGACGUCCCGCCGACUCAGGUGGCUGGACCGUCGACUCGAGCAGCAGAGAUGUCUACGACCGCAGCCCAACCAACAAAACUCAAGCUGAAUGUCGAAUCGCUUGUUGAUGAUGCGUUGGGUAAGUUGAAGGGCGGAUUGGCACUAGAUGAAGAGAUUGAGUUAGACAGUGACGGUGAACGAACGGGUAGCAUUGAGAGUUACGUGGUGUCAAUUGAAAAAGUUGGUCAGUUCACCAGAGAGCAACUGGAAGCUAUGAAAUCCUUCACUGUAAAACCCGCUGUCAGUGAUCCCGCUUCAGUGGGUAUUAUAUUGGGAAAGAUACUGGAGUGUUGGCCGUAUACACCGCUGGUUGGCUUCGGAUUCGACCUGACGUACUCUAAUCUCUUUUGCUUUCGAGUUUCGGCUUGGUUAAACGAUGAUGCUAUGCGCGCUUUCGCUGUUUGUCUCGCGGGGCACAAGAACAAUGUUACGGUCGUGAUUCCGCCCCGCAAAAAAUACGAAGAGGUUACGAAGGGAUCCAAACCAAGGAAAACCAAGAGCCGUAUCCCUGCAAGUACGCUUAGGAAGGUUGCUGAAUGUGUAAUCUUGCACCCAUUCGUGCUACUUCCUGUCAUUUUUGGUGGCACACAUUGGGGAUGUCUUGUGGUUGACCGAGACGCGAAGGUUGUCAAGAUGUACGACAGCAUGGGCGGUAAGAGAAACAAGAAACGGUUGCAGAAGAUGGCUGAAGAUAUCAGUGCUCGGCCUCUACAUGACAAUUCCUACGAAGCUUUGGAAGUGAGCGAGCCGAUGCAAACGGACAGUGACAGUUGUGGCGCGUUUGUGUGCCUUAUUUUCUGGACUUGCGUGAGCAGCAAAGCCCCUAGCGAUGUGUCCCCGGCUGGUAUUAUCAAACUGAGGUGGGAGAUGCUGCACGCAGUCAUGAAGUUGAGGCCGCGCUAG